UGUCCCACGUUAAAAAUUUCCUCAGGCCAGGGCGGGCCAUAGAAAAGUAAUUUUGCCUCCCCCGACCUCACCUUUUCUUUUUUUCUACGCUUGUUUCCCCUCAUCACCAGCUUCUGGAACCAAUUGAGAAAUCAGUCACAAUGGCUUUCGGCACUCUUUUCACCAAGUCUGACAACCCCCGCUCUACCGCCAUCAAGGCGGUCGCUAAGGCCAACGGCCUCGACCUCAAGAUCGUCGAGGUUGAGUUUGAGGAGACUCGCACUGCUGAGCACCUCAAGGCCAGCCCUCUUGGCAAGAUCCCCGCCUUCGCUGGCGAGGACGGCUUCCAGCUCUCCGAGGCUAUCGCCAUUGCCAUCUACAUCACCUCCCAGAACGAGAAGACCACUCUCCUCGGCAAGACCAAGCAGGACUACGCUUCCAUCCUCCGCUGGAUGAGCUACUUCAACACCGAGAUCAUCGACCCUCUUUCUCAGCAGUACCUCCCCCUUCUUGGCCGCACUGCCUACGACAAGAAGGCCAUUGAUGCCGCCGCUGCUGUCAGCAAGAAGUCUACCAACGCUCUCGAGGCUUACCUCCGUGACACCACCUUCCUUGUUGGCGAGCGCAUCACCCUCGCUGAUAUCUUCGCCGCUGGCAUCAUCACCCGUGGCUUCCAGUUCUUCUACGGCAAGGAGUGGCGCCAGGAGAACCCCAACAUCACCCGUUGGUUCGAGCUCAUCAUCAACCAGCCCAUCUUCUCUGCUGUCGCUGAGAAGCUUGAGUUCCUCGAGACCCCCAAGCUCACCAACGUCAAGCCCGCUGCCCCCAAGCCCGCUGCCGCCCCCAAGGCUGCCCCCAAGGCUGCUGCCGCUGCCGCUGAGGAGCCCGCUGCUGAGGAGCCCAAGGCCAAGCACCCUUGCGAGGCUCUCGGCCGCCCUACCUUCCCUCUCGAUGAGUGGAAGCGCCAGUACUCCAACAACGAGACCCCUGAGGCCAUGAAGUACUUCUGGGAGAAGGUCCCCACCUCCGAGUACUCCAUCUGGCGCGUUGACUACAAGUACAACGAUGAGCUUACCCUGACUUUCAUGUCCAACAACCUCAUCGGUGGCUUCAACGCCCGUCUUGAGGGCUCUCGCAAGUACCUCUUUGGUUGCGCUUCCGUCUACGGCGAGAGCAACGACUCCGUCAUCCAGGGUGCUUUCGUCAUCCGUGGUGAGGAGUACCUCCCCGUCUUCGAUGUCGCUCCCGACUACGAGUCCUACUCUUUCACCAAGCUCGAUGCCUCCAAGCCUGAGGACCGCGAGUUUGUUGAGGCCCAGUGGGGCUGGGACAAGCCUGUCACCGUCAACGGCAAGGAGUACGCUCACGCCGCCGGUAAGGUCUUCAAAUAAAUCAUCAAUAAUGGCGUAUUAAUGAAGGAAAAUGAUAAUGUUGCACGGAUCAUGUGUUGAUGCGGAUGGGUUAAACAAAAACGGUUUACGAGCUCAAGGCUAGUCUUGUUGCGCAAGGCUCUUGAACGUAAUGAUUUAUGGAUGGUGGCAAACACCAGGACGGUUAAAAAUGGUCCAGUUGACAAAAGUUAUUUAACAUAAAAUUACAUACACUUGAUUGAUGAAACCUGAUGUCUUCUUUUGAGUUUCUUAUACGUGCUAUUAUCCUUUAUUGUGUAAGCUAUGUAAACUGUGCAUCAUUUGUCACAGCCUGUAUGUAUUUCUAUCAUCAUCACCUGUUGUCUAGUUUUGUUGUUGCUGGGGGUAUAUUUGGUAGUUUGUAUUUAGCACAAACGGGCUCUCUCUAACGUAUCGACUGAUGUCUGACUGGUGACAUAGCGUGUUGAGGUAAUCGUGUACUUGCGGCAGGACAUCCGUUGGCUCAUUCAUGACGCCUGAGAACUCGGGAAUCUGUAAGAGAUUGAACGGCUCACUCCUAGCCUUUUCUUUCGAGUCAUCGACCAGGAUUGUGUUUGUUUGGUCCCAUGUCAUGCCGUAGUCUAUCUCAGGGUGCGAUUCGAUGACGGCCGGGUUGGCCCAUAUCUUGGUCAGGCGCUUGUAGCACUGCGUCCUGCCAUCGUAGUCUUCGGCACUCAGCCCAAACUUGUCUCGGCCCCAGAUGACGACGCAGCGAGUGCGCAGAUCUGGCGCAAGCAGACGCUCAACCAUCUUGUGCACGUUUAUCGGCCGAGCCGACGACCAUAUGGCGACGGCAAAUGUGUCUAUGCAGUAUCGAAGGAAGCGUUUCGCAUGCGGUCUUUCUUGGAAUGUAAACGGCUGCUUCUUGUUUGGGCGGUACAACAGCGUUCCAUUGAGAUCCAUAAUGACGAGGAUCUUCUUGGGCGUAGCGAUAGGACGGGGCGGGCCAUAUGCCUGCUGGAGAUACUGGUCCGUCGGCUCAGGCACACCACCCGACUCGGCGCUUGGCGGCUGUCUAGGCCGGUUGUCGCCUUUCGAGGUCUUUGCCGUUUCCUCGCGCUGCCUCUGCAGGUGCUGGGCUCUAUUUGAGACAGCUUUGUUGUUCUGUGUAUCCAUGUUGAGGGCACGUUUGGCCUUGUCGAUCUCGUUCUGGGGUGCGAUGUCGGGGAGGAGUUCAAGCCCAGGGACGCGCUUCUUCAUGCCACCCUGGAUCUUGCGGCGCUGCUCGUCAAUCUUCUCGAUGAGGUCGCGUGGAAGCUUCUGCUUGGUCCACGGCGGCGAGCGGUAGUGUGUUUCUUGGGCGGACCGCAGGCGUGGCGGCCAGACUUUUUGGGGAUCGUAGUCGGCGAUGGAGGGGCGGUUGCGCGCGUAUGGACGGGUUGCGGCGGCGCAACGAGAAGAGGAGGAGGUGAUUGGGCGGCGGAGAGAGGGAUACAUUUAGUGUAUCAUGUUUAUUUGCAUGGUGGUGAGGG
This is a messenger RNA of [Torrubiella] hemipterigena, 2860 nucleotides long. Lineage: Eukaryota; Fungi; Ascomycota; Sordariomycetes; Hypocreales; Clavicipitaceae. The record is from the annotation of a GenBank genome assembly.